AUGACUCGAGACCUUCCGAAGCGAUACAACCCGCACAUCCUCGCCGACUCGGCUCCUGCCUAUGAGGACCUGCUUGCGCGCCGCCGACUUGGAAGCACCAACCUGUCCGUUAAGCCCGGCCAGAUCGGUACCUCCAAUGCUACCAAGCCCGAAAACCUGGGCAAAUUCGAGUACGCCCAUCUGCGGGCUCCCUUGCCUAAGGAUCUCAAGGGUUCCGAGAUCUUUCCGACGCACAAAGCGGCCCAGGGCCCCGAGACCUAUUUCUUGAUGCGGAGGAGCAAGGACGGCUUCGUCAGCGCAACUGGCAUGUUCAAGAUCGCUUUCCCCUGGGCCAAGACCGAGGAGGAGAAGGCCGAGCGGGAGUAUCUGAAGUCGCGCGAGUACACGAGCCAAGAGGAAGUUGCUGGCAAUGUCUGGAUCUCUCCUCUUUUCGCUCUGGAACUCUCAAAAGAAUACAAGAUGUACGACUGGGUUCGUGCCUUGCUGGACCCCACCGACAUUGUACACAGCCCGUCCAGCGCGAAGAAGCAGAGCACCAUUACCCCGCCUCCUAAGUUCGAAAUCCCCGAAGACGAGGAAGCUCCAUCCCAACGCAGCCGCAGCCGUCGCUCCGUGUCUCCCAGCAAGAAGCCUUCAUCUCCUCGCAAGUCUCGUCAAGCUCGCUCCGCGAAAGACAUCAUGGGUACCCCGUCGACUGCUGCCGCAAACAACAGCCUCCAAGAGGCCCUGGAGACUACGGUCUCAUUGGAGACUGAUGAACAAAACGGCAUUAUCGAGACCGUGGAAAAAACAGAAGUGAAGACAAGCGGUUCACCAGAGAAGAAGCGUGGUCGCAAGUCCAAGAAGGCCAUCGCCGAGGCUGAGGCCCAAGAGGAUGCCGAGGAGCAGCAAGAGAUUAAGGAGGAAAAGAAGUCCGACAAGAAAACUGAGAAGAAAGAGAAGAAGUCCGACAAGAAGAAGGAAGCUGCCGAGAAGGAAACUGAAUUGGAGGUGACUGCUCAGGCUGAGACCGCCGACCAAGCCUCUACAACCCAGACCACUGUCUCGCUUGACGUGCCUAUCAGCCUUCCUGAGGUCCCUAUGUCAGCUGCUGAGACGCAAGAGAUGAUUGCCAAGGCUCAGGAAAUGGUGGAAGAUGCCAUCAAGACCCAGGCGACAGAUGGUGUUCCCGCAGAGACGACCGCUACGGUGACCAAGAAGCGCAAGCCCACUGACGAGGAUGACGAAGAGACCGCCGCUGAGGCUGCUCAGCGGACAAAGAAGGCCAAGGUUCUCGAGGAUAAGCUCAAGCGCGAGAGGGUCCGGAACCGUGCCUUGUUUGGUGUCUCCGCAGCUUUUGCUCUUGCGUACGUGAUCCCCUUUGUCUUGAUUCAAGCCGUAUACUAA
Messenger RNA from Penicillium argentinense, 1386 nucleotides. Its product is annotated as KilA-N domain-containing protein. The transcript is spliced from 4 exons. NCBI's taxonomy places the organism in Eukaryota, Fungi, Ascomycota, Eurotiomycetes, Eurotiales, Aspergillaceae. Gene Ontology annotation, biological process: meiotic attachment of telomere to nuclear envelope; mitotic telomere tethering at nuclear periphery. The record is from RefSeq and is a predicted model, not a curated record. Gene Ontology annotation, cellular component: nuclear membrane complex Bqt3-Bqt4. The coding region runs from base 1 to 1386 and encodes 461 amino acids. Gene Ontology annotation, molecular function: DNA binding.